GAAAAAGAAAAGGGGAGUGGUUUCUCCCCACCUUCGUGGCUGGUGUCCUCAUCUGGUACUGCUUCACUCAAUUCAACCUUUCUCUAUGUACAUGUGCAUACUCAUCUCUUCAAAUUAUUUCCCAUUUGACCUGAUCAGAUCUCAGCCUUAUCCUCAGUCCCUGCGUACAUCCAUCCGACUAGCUGCUUGAUUUGUGGAGGGUAUGGAGAGAAAGGCUUUUUGGCAGUUCUUAGUUAUGGUUUUCUUCUUGCUGUAUUUGGCUAGAGAGGAAUGCCAGAAUUUUUAAGAACUUGGACACCCCUCUUACCUUGCUUUGGAUUAGAGUGGUGUUUUUAGUGUUGCUGUGGGUUUCCGCGAAUGGCUUCCUUCAGUAUCUUCCUCUGGCAGAUUUAGAGCAGGACUGUGUGGCUUUGCUUGAGUGGCAAUGAAUAAUAUCUUGAGUUACAUUAACCUUGAUGAAAAAAUGCAGAAUUUGAAACGGAAGUUUGAAUUAUUGGAAGCUCGUAAGGCUGACAAAUGCAUAGAAGUUGAAAAUUUGGAGCUUCGAACGGGAAGGAAACGAAAGAGGGAAGUUGAAAAUUGGUUGACGAAUGUACAAAGAAUAAAAGAUGAGGUACGAAGUAUGGAACAAGUCCCCGGGGGCAUAAAUCUUUCACGCAUACAUCUUGGGAAUCAAAUUGAGAAAAUGAUCAAGGAGGUGGAAGAACUUUUAGAACAAGGUAAAUUUGCUGAAGGGCUCACAGUAGAUGUGCAAGAUCCCUUACAACUAUUGACAGUGGAAUUAGUGGGCCAAAAAGCAGAAGAGAGCAUGAAAAGGCUCUUGGCAUGCGUAAUGGAUGACAGGGUGUUCAGCAUUGGCAUCUACGGAAUGGGGGGAGUUGGGAAGACCACACUUGCAAUGCAUAUCCACAAUGAACUCUUAAAGAAUCAUGGAAGUUUUGAUCACGUUUACUGGAUCACCGUAUCUCAACAAUUCAGUAUUUACAAAUUGCAGGGUGACAUUGCCAAAGUACUUGGCCUAGAAAAUUUUCAUUCGGAGGAGAACGAGACGAAAAGGGCUGCCACUUUGUUCAGAGCAUUGGCAAACAGGAAGAAAACGGUGGUGCUAAUUUUAGAUGAUAUGUGGGAGCAUUUUACCCUGGAAAAAGUUGGGAUACCUAUUGGGCCAAAUGGGCCUAAGUUGAUUCUAACCACUCGAUCAUUAGCAGUGUGCCGCCGGAUGGGUCUCCAAAAAAUAAUCAAAGUGGAGCCUCUUUCAAAUGACGAAGCUUGGGAGCUAUUUAUGAGAAAACUCGAGCCUCAUGACGAACUUUCUCCAGAUGUGAAAGUUGCUGCUAUGUCCAUGGCUAAAGAAUGCAAGGGUUUGCCACUUGGGAUUAUCACAUUGGCAACAAGCAUGCGAGGAGUCGAUGACAUUCAUGAAUGGAGGACUGUUGUGGAGGAAUUGAGAAAAUCAAAGUCAGGGAGACCUGAUAUGGAAGAGGAGGUCUUCUCUAUGUUGAGAAUCAGCUAUGGUCGCCUGAAGGAUCCAAUUGUGCAGCAGUGUUUCUUAUAUUGCGCACUGUUUCCUGAAGACAGUGUAAUGGAAAGAGAGAAAUUGAUUAGGUACUUUAUUGCGGAGGGACUGAUAAACGGAAUGGACAGUAGGCAGGCCGAGUUUGACAAGGGUCACACCAUAUUAAACGAACUGCAGAACUCUUGCUUGAUAGAAGAUGCAAGGCGGGACAAAAACUCAAAAUAUGUGAAGAUGCAUGAUUUGGUAAGAGACAUGGCGCUACAAAUAAGUGGUCCUCGUUUCUUGGUAAAAGCUGGACUUAAAUUGAGAGAAAAUCCGGAGGACUGGCCACAGGAUCUGAAGAGAGUUUCCUUAAUGCGUAAUGAUAUGACAGAAAUUAAGGCAGGGAUAUCGCCAAGAUGUCCUAAACUCUCAACCUUGAUGCUACAGGAAAAUCGUUUGAAGAAAAUUCCAGGCUCUUUCUUUUUGCAGAUGUGUGCCCUUAAAGUUCUUGAUUUAUCUAGAAAUGAGGUUCUACAGGGGCUACCAAAUACCAUAUCAGACUUGGAGAAUCUUACUGCAUUAUUGCUCAGAGAUUGUCGGAGUCUAAAAUAUGUGCCUUCACUAGCAAAGCUUCAGGCAUUAAAGGAGUUGGACCUUGGAGGGACUGGUAUAGAAGAAGCACCUGAAGGUAUGGCGAAUUUGGUCAACCUGAAAGUCUUGUUUAUGGAUAGUCUAAAGGAGAAUGUAGUUGUAGGAGAAGAGAUACUGCAUCAAAUGAGGGAUCUCGAAAAAUUUGUUGGCCGAUUCGGGGAUGUGAGAAGAUUCCCCCCACAGCUGAAUGCCUACUCUAUAAUAGUUGGAUUCGGAAAUGGUUAUGAUUUUGGAGAAAUGCAGCGGUAUUCUUCUAGAGCAGUAAUUUUAAAGGGCUGUAGUGUGAAUACAGAGAUCGUUGUUCAUUUACCUCCUAACAUUGAGUACCUAAAUUUUCAUAGGUGUCAUGAUUUAAAGGCACUUCCAUGCGGCACAUUUUCAAGUCUCAAAGUGUUAAAAAUAGAUUGGUGCCCGAAAAUCAAGAAGGUGUUAAUACGUGGGUUGCUGCAGCAAUAUCUUCGUAGCCUGGAAGAAAUCAGUGUCCGGAAUUGCGAGCAAAUGGAGGAGAUAGUAGCAGGUGAAGAAGAAAGAGAAGUCAAUGGCACAUUUUCAAGUCUCAAAGUGUUGGAAAUAGGUGGGUGCCCAAAAAUCAAGAAGCUGUUCACACGUGGGUUGCUGCGGCAAUAUCUUCCUAGCCUGGAAAGAAUCAUUGUCCGGAAUUGCGAGCAAAUGGAGGAGAUUGUAGCAGGUGAAGAAGAAAGAGAAGUCAAUGGCACAUUUUCAAGUCUUAAAGUGCUGAAAAUAGUUAGGUGCCCAAAAAUCAAGAAGCUAUUCCCACGUGGGUUGCCGCAGCAAUAUCUUCCUUGCCUGGAAGCAAUCAUUGUCAUCAACUGCGAGCAAAUGGAGGAGAUAGUAGCAGGUGAAGAAGAAAAUGACGACCAGGCAACUGCUGAUCUAAGUAUUACCUGUUCAGCCUCAAACAAUGACGAAAUUGGCAUAAAAACAAUCCACCUUCCAAAAUUGAGGAAAUUAUGGUUGCGGAAUCUACCAGAAUUGAGAAGCAUUUAUAGGGGAAAGAUGGUUUGUGAUACUCUUGAAAAUGUUGAUAUAGUAAGUGAGUGUCCGAAGCUGAAGAGGCUCCCUCUAUCUCCCUCUGCCUGGAAGCACUCAAGGAGUUCCUGAAGUGAUGAUGAAGAGUGAAGAGAACAAAUUAGAGCCAUAGCAAUGAAGAGGCGGAAGGGCCAGUGCCACUGUCCACAUUCUUUGGUAGCCAUAGCGUAAAAAUAUAAGGAGAACACUAUUUUGAGUCAUUUGUAUUUUUAAAGAUUCUUUCCUUUAAACGGCAGAUGAGUGAAUCCAUUCUCCCUUUGCUUUUGGUGGAAAUUGGGCCCUCUUGCUAUCUAGUUUUAUUUUAUCAUUUUUAUUUUCCCUUUAAUUUCUUUUAUGAUAAAUAAUUUCUUGUUAUCUA
Malania oleifera is the source of this 3557-nucleotide messenger RNA. RefSeq names its product disease resistance protein RPS5-like. Lineage: Eukaryota; Viridiplantae; Streptophyta; Magnoliopsida; Santalales; Ximeniaceae. Gene Ontology annotation, molecular function: protein binding; ATP hydrolysis activity; ADP binding. The transcript is spliced from 4 exons. The record is from RefSeq and is a predicted model, not a curated record. The coding region runs from base 425 to 3271 and encodes 948 amino acids.